This is a messenger RNA of Mycena citricolor, 368 nucleotides long. NCBI's taxonomy places the organism in Eukaryota, Fungi, Basidiomycota, Agaricomycetes, Agaricales, Mycenaceae. The record is from the annotation of a GenBank genome assembly.
GCCGGGUAUUUGCACAAUCGUCCGGUCGUUUCACCGGCUACUGUCUCUCGAGAAAAAGAUGGGAUGUGGAAUGGGCGCUCAGCGUCGGCACAACCUAUGGUCUGCGUGUCCUUCCGUGUCGUCUUGGACUUGAGGUCACUUCGCUUCACCUACGUCUUUUCCUUGCAAGCAUGGUCUUCAUUUAUCUCCAGAGUCCAAACCACCUAUCUGCUCACCAAGGACGGCAUUGCGUUUGUUCUCGCACCUCUUGUUCGUUUGAAGAUUUCCGGUACCACUGAGAUUGAUCUCUGCUGCACUCCAGAUGGUCGUCUUGCUGGUGCUUCACAGCGCGUGCCUGCCAGUGCUCGGCCACAGUUUAUCGCUCUGCG